Pectinophora gossypiella (pink bollworm) is the source of this 2712-nucleotide messenger RNA. RefSeq names its product ADAM 17-like protease (gene Tace). NCBI's taxonomy places the organism in Eukaryota, Metazoa, Arthropoda, Insecta, Lepidoptera, Gelechiidae. The coding region runs from base 271 to 2595 and encodes 774 amino acids. Gene Ontology annotation, biological process: Notch signaling pathway; membrane protein ectodomain proteolysis. Gene Ontology annotation, molecular function: metalloendopeptidase activity. The transcript is spliced from 16 exons. The record is from RefSeq and is a predicted model, not a curated record. Gene Ontology annotation, cellular component: plasma membrane.
UUCUGUCAAACUAAAAUAACUGGUUCAAACCAAAAAUUAAAAAUAUUGAUUUCAUUUUAUUUAUUUUUUGUCAACAAAUUGAAUUAAGAAUAAUAUCUUUAUUACUGGGAAGAAAUGCUUUUCUGAAUCCACUUUAACAUCAGGAUAACUGUGCUGUGUGCAAAUUAUUUACUUGUGUUAAUUUCAAGAAGUCUGAAUUACAGAUUACUCUGGCAUAUUGAUAUGAAAUGUUGUAAACAUUCUAACAUUCUAUAGAAAUAUUGCAUUACCAUGGAGCUGAAGGAAAAAUUCCUAAUUUCGUAUGCAUUUUCAUUUAUCAUAAUCUGUUUUACAGUGGCAGAAUGUUCAAUAUACCACAAUUUAAAAUAUUUUGAGACACUACAUGCGUCAAGCCUGACACACCAUAUGGUGAAACGGGGGGCCAAAGUGUCCAGUCAUCCAUUUAACACAAUAAAAGAGUUGCAUUUUAAAACACUAGGAAAGGAUUUUAGGUUGAUAUUACACCCGCAUAGCUCCGUGCUACAUUCAAACUUUAAGGCAUAUGCCGUUGAUGGGGAUGGGAAAGAAACCACUGUUCAUGUUGAUCGUGAUAAUUUCUACACGGGAAGAGUAUUUGGGGAGUCUACGUCUGAUGUGAAGUUGCAUAUGGAGGAUGGAGUCAUUACUGGUAUCAUCCACACCCCAGAUGAAACAUACCAUAUAGAACCAUCUUGGCGUCACCUACCGCACCUGGAUGACAAGAGCAUGAUCACGUACAAGGCAUCAGACAUCAAACUGAGCUGGGCUGGAGGCAACAAUGGCGCUACUGAAGGCAAGCCUCGAGUGUGUGGCUAUGUGAAGGAAGGAAAAGAGUUGGAAGAAGACGACGACGAACAAGAUGAAGCCAGAAACAUAGAAUUGCAACAUGAACAGUCUGAGAAAGACAAGUAUUUGGAAAGAAAUCAGGACCACCACGACGGCAUGCAGGCUAACUCUCAGGACAGCGAGAAAGAGGGAAGCGGUAAGCGGGUGAAACGGCAGAGUGACUAUGAAUACACGCCAACUAAGACGAGAUGUCCCCUUCUCCUUGUCGCAGACUAUAGGUUCUUCCAAGAAAUGGGAGCCAGCAACACCAAGACUACCAUCAGCUAUUUGAUAAGUUUGAUAGAUCGUGUGCACAAGAUUUACAAUGAUACAGUGUGGCAGGAUCGGCAGGAUAUGGAUGGUUUCAAAGGCAUGGGGUUCGUGAUCAAGAAGAUCUUAGUACACUCCGAGCCGACGCGCGUGCGCGGCGGAGAGGCGCACUACAACAUGGUGCGCGAGAAGUGGGAUGUGCGCAAUCUGCUCGAGGUGUUCAGCCGCGAAUAUUCACACAAGGACUUCUGCCUGGCGCAUCUCUUCACGGACCUCAAAUUUGAGGGUGGAAUACUCGGCCUGGCGUACGUCGGGUCGCCGCGACGCAACUCCGUCGGAGGGAUAUGCACGCCAGAAUAUUUCAAGAACGGGUACACACUGUACCUGAACUCUGGGUUAAGCUCGUCGCGCAACCACUACGGGCAGCGCGUGAUCACGCGCGAGGCAGACCUGGUGACGGCGCACGAGUUUGGGCACAACUGGGGCUCCGAGCACGACCCCGACGUGGCUGAGUGUUCGCCCGCCGCCUCGCAGGGCGGCUCCUACCUCAUGUACACCUACAGUGUUAGCGGCUACGAUGUCAAUAACAAGCGUUUCUCGCCGUGCAGCCUGCGUUCGAUCCGCAAGGUGCUGCAAGCGAAGUCUGGGCGCUGUUUCUCCGAGCCCGAGGAGAGCUUCUGCGGGAACCUGCGCGUCGAGGGCGGCGAGGAGUGCGACGCUGGAUUGCUCGGCACGGAAGACAACGACAUGUGCUGCGACAAGAACUGCAAGCUGCGCAAGAGCCAGGGCGCGGUGUGCUCCGACAAGAACAGCCCGUGCUGCGCCGGCUGCGUGUUCGCGCCGCCCGGCGUGGUGUGCCGCGAGGCCGCGCACCCCGCCUGCGAGGGCGAGGCCACCUGCAGCGGCGCCUCCGCGGACUGCCCCAAGGCGCCGGCGAUAGCAGACGAGCACGAGUGCGCGGAGCGCGGCCGCUGUCGCAACGGAACAUGCGUGCCCUACUGCGAGACACAGGGCAUGCACAGCUGCAUGUGUGAUAUUGUCGCCGAUGCGUGCAAGCGGUGUUGCCGUAAGAGCCUGAACAAGACAUGCUUCCCCGUGGCACACAACGACAUCCUGCCAGACGGCACACCUUGUAUACAAGGGUUUUGUAAUAAGGGCGUCUGCGAGAAGACGAUCCAGGACGUGGUGGAGCGAUUCUGGGACAUCAUCGAGGACAUCAACAUCAACAACGUGCUGGGCUUCCUGCGUGACAACAUCGUCGGCGUUGUCCUACUCGCCACCGCGCUCGUGUGGAUACCCGCUAGCUGCGUGAUAAGUUACGUGGAUCGUCGUCGACAGCGGCAGCAUCAGAAGUACUUGGAGUGGGAGAGACAACACGACCUCGUGCACCCCUCCUCGCCGCGCAAGAUCAUACACACCAGAUUACCAAAGCAGAAGCCUCCGGGUAUGAAGACAGUUAUUCAAGGCACAAGUCAGCUUUAAACUAAGUGUUUUUAUUUUUAUGUAAGUUAUCCAAUUUAUUUUUUAAGAUAUCCUCGAAUUUAUUGUAAUUCGUCACAAAAUAAGGUUUUUUAAAUAAAAAGGUUCUUUUUUGUAAAU